Messenger RNA from Scheffersomyces amazonensis, 1753 nucleotides. It is a transcript of the gene SMI1B, whose product is annotated as Smi1bp. Gene Ontology annotation, cellular component: mating projection tip. The coding region runs from base 168 to 1715 and encodes 515 amino acids. Lineage: Eukaryota; Fungi; Ascomycota; Pichiomycetes; Serinales; Debaryomycetaceae. The transcript has a single exon. Gene Ontology annotation, biological process: cell wall biogenesis; fungal-type cell wall beta-glucan biosynthetic process. The record is from RefSeq and is a predicted model, not a curated record.
AAACGUUUAAAUUCCAAAACAAAACCACUACAAGCGAAUAGAAAAAUUAUAACAACUUAACAGUUGAUAACAUAACCUAGUUGGGUAAGAUUGGGAUCUGUUACAGACACCCUUGUACUAACAAAUAAAUAUAUAAAUUAAUAAUAUAAUAUUAGUAUAAAAUAAUAAUGACUCUAGGGCAAAAGUUUCAAGAAUUCUUUUAUUCGUUGACAACCAACGAUAAAUAUUCCGAUUAUGAUUCUAGUAAAUCUUUUAAUAGAGUUAAUAAACCAGAUUCUGAAAAUAAUCUUUUAUAUUCUCAUCAUAAUCAAUCAGUUCAAGCAUUAAUUGUAGAUGAUAAUGAUUUAGAUGGUAAUUUUUAUAAUAAAUCUACAUUAGAAGGAGUUCAUGAAGUUAAAUUAGCUUGGAGACAUAUAAAAAAUUGGUUAGAUAAAAAUUCACCUGAUCUUGCAAAGACUUUACAAGAUAAAUGUACAAAUUCUGAUUUAAAUGAUUUUCAAAAAGAUUUAAAAAUUAAAUUACCUCAAAGUGUUAUUGAAUUUUUUAAAUUAACUGAUGGUCAAUCAACUAUUGGAAAUAAUGAUAAUGAUAUUAGUGGAUUAAUUUUUGGAUUAAAAUUAAUGACUUUAGAUGAAAUUGUUGGUGUAACUGAAAAUUGGAGAAAAGUUGCAGAAAUAUUACAUAAUGAAUUAAGUCAAUUAAAGCAAUCUAAUAAAUUAAAUGAAUUAUCAAAAUUGAAAUUAACUCAUGCUAAUGAUAAUCAAAUAUCUAAAAAAUUAAGUGGUAGUGAAACUGAAACUUCAUCUACAAAGACUUCAAUAGAUAUAGUUGAUUCAUUAUCAGCAACUUCAAGUACAACUAUUACUAGUUCUGGUAAUAAUAAAUCAUCUAUAGUAUCUCAACAACAAAGAUGUAUACCGCCAGGAUCAAUUCAUGAAACUUUUGCUCAUCCAAUGUGGAUUCCAUUAAUUACUGAUGAAGUUGGAAAUUAUAUUGGAAUUGAUUUAUCACCUCCUCCAAAUGGAUCAGGAAAUUGGGGUCAAGUUAUAUUAUUUGGAAGAGAAUUUGAUUUUAAAUUUAAAAUUGCUGAUAAUUGGGGAGAUUUCUUAUUAAUUUUUGCUAAUGAUUUAGAAAGUGGGAAUUGGGAUUUAAAAUAUAAUAAAAGAAAUAAUGAUAGUGAUUUAUUUGUUGGUGAAGAAGGUGAUUUAGUAUUUAUUGAUAAAUUUAGUAAAAGAGAAAUUCCUUAUUUUGAUGUUUUAAAGGCAAGAACUGUUAAGAAAUGGACUUGUUCAUUACAAAAUUCUGAUGAUAUACCUUUAUCAAAGGAAGUUUCUAAUUUAAUAAAUGAAUUGAAUUUAACUAAUGGAUCUAUUUUAAAUUUAUCAAGUAAUUAUAAUUCAAUUGAUUCAUUUAUUAAUGAUAAUUUGACUGUAAUUGAUGAAAUUGAUGAAAAUUUAAAUAAAAAUAAGUCAACCCCUACUCCUCCUUCAAAAUCUCCAAUUAAAUCCAAUAUAUUAAAAUCAAAAAGUAUUAAUUCUACUAAACCAUCUAGAAGAAGUCCAUUAGUUAAUCAACUUGAGUUGGAAGAUGAUGAUGAAGAUGAAGAUGAUAAUAUUGAAAAUGAUGAAGAUAUCGUUGAUGAUGAUCAUUUUGUAAAUGAAAAUACCAUUCCGACAUUAGCUAACAUUCAAAAGUUUGCUGAUAGAGAUGUGUAAUUGGGUUGGAAUUUAUUGGGUAUUAUUUAGUUCUUCUG